GGAACUCAAAUAACUGUUAUACAAGUGAGUGAUCAGUGUAAGCAGAUUCUGAAAGAAAAAGAUGGGGAUGAAUGGUAGAGGUAGAGCUAUUUACCUUGUAGCAGUGCUGAUUUUUGUGUUGGCAUCAAAUAUGUUGAUUUUGGUGGCUGAGGGUGCUGGUGAGUGUGGAAAGACCCCUAUAGGAUCUGCAGCUGCUAGUCUCAGCCCUUGCCUGAGUGCUGUUAACAAUGUGAAGGCCAAGGUUCCUUUGGCAUGUUGUGCAAGAGUUGGUGCUUUGCUCAGAACUGCUCCAAAAUGCCUCUGUGCUGUUCUGUUGUCUCCUCUUGCCAAACAAGCUAAGAUCAACCUUGCCACUGCUAUCACCAUUCCAAAGAGAUGCAACAUCAAGAACCGUCCUGCAGGAAAGAAAUGUGGAAAGUACACUCUACCCUGAAAUCAAAACAACAGAAGAAUCAUAUCGAAUAUGCAGUGUUAAACAGAUUAGAGAGAUAAAUAAAUGCAAUGAUAUGGCAUCUUCAACUGUCACCUGUUUCAGUGGUGGCAGUGUCUUCUGUGUGUUGUUACAAUCACAGAUAUCUAUGAUUACUAUCCUAAAACUUGUCAUUGUUUUCAUUCCAAAAAGAUGUUAUAAGAUAAUGGAAAUAAUAAUAAUUAGUAACUCUUUGGUAGUUUC
Messenger RNA from Vigna radiata var. radiata (mung bean), 673 nucleotides. Its product is annotated as non-specific lipid-transfer protein 3. The record is from RefSeq and is a predicted model, not a curated record. Lineage: Eukaryota; Viridiplantae; Streptophyta; Magnoliopsida; Fabales; Fabaceae. Gene Ontology annotation, molecular function: fatty acid binding. The transcript is spliced from 2 exons. Bases 62 to 433 code for a protein of 123 amino acids. Gene Ontology annotation, biological process: systemic acquired resistance.